CCAUAACUCAAAUUGUUUCAUUUGGAUUGAAUUAUAUUAGCAUAUACAUAUAUGUAUUUAUUACAGGGUUAUUUGUUAAUCUCUGGACAAUUUUCUCUUCUUUCACAGGGGAUUGAAUCAAAUCAAUCUCAAGCUAUUUAUGAAGCAUGUGUUGUAAACAAUUUCACAUCAUCCGAACACAGCCAUCUGGUAAUAGGACAUUAAAACAAUAAAAGGGGUAUGAUAAGUGAAGAAUAAAAACAGAUCGCUGGUAGGAUUCAGUGUGGCUGCAGUGGCACUUUGGUUUAAAAAGGUCUGUGGACAGAAGAACUCAAAAUAGAACCAGGGAGUGGCACGAGGUUUGGAGCUGUCGAGGAUCAGUAUGUAUGAGGGUUUGAUUUUGAACUCGUGAAACGUCUCUUUUAGGAUAAGUGUCCUCAGUGUCCAGAGUGACACCACCACUUCCACACGUCUGCAUUGUGCAGAACGGACACGGUGGAACCAAAAAUCCUUUUUAUUUAUGACUGGAAUGCCGAUGAGGGACCGGCAUCUAUUUCAGGGAGUCUGUGAAAAACUAAAUUAUUUCAGAUGUGAUGGCAAAACACUUACUAAAUGGCUAGUUCAAAAUACCAGAGUUAAUAUUAUCCUCAACAUAGAACCAUUUGUUAGUUGGACGGAACUGCGGUGAUACACCAGGACACUUUUAUUAUUUUACUAAUUUCAUACUGCAUGUGUCAUAUGUCCAUUUCUUCACUAAAUUAAAUAUUACUGAAUUACAAACUUUUAGACGGGAAUUAAGACACUGGUGCACUAUACGCACUACAUUACCCUAGAUGCAUUGCGAGACUAAUUUACUACGGCAAGCGGUUGAAAUAAAUUAAAGCGUUCGCUCUUUAGUUGCGGCCAUGGCGCGAGUGAAACACUUGGAAAAGUUUAGGAAAAGCGUCAGCUUGUCAAAAGCAAUUACGAAAUACAACCUUUAACGUCGCCAAGUUGAGUGAACGUAACGUAAUACCCUCCUGAACGCCAAAACUAGCUCACGUUAUGACGUCAUUUCAACGUUAGCCGCAAAGCUACAAACAUCCUUAGCUAGCAAAGUUAGCAUCUUGUCAAGCUAGCUAACUUUAGCCAAUCCACUUCCUUCUUACUCGUUAAGCGCAAAUAUUUAAAAGUUACUCGUGUGCGAGCGGUUGAAAAUGCAACAUGGUGGUUUUGAGGGAGGGAAUGUGCCCUGGACUGGAUGAGGGUUUAGUCGGUGACCUGCGCGCCGCUGGUAUUAAAACAGUGGAGGACGUGGUGUCCUCUGACAUCGAGGAGCUCGCUCAGAGAUGCAAUGCGUCAUAUAAGGCUCUGUUUGCCAUCCGCCGGGUGCUGCUCGCCCAGCACGCGGCGUUCCCCGUGUCGGGCGCCGAUUUGUACGAAGAACUCCUGAGCUCUACGGCCAUCGUCUCCACCGGACACCCCGGCUUGGAUAAACUUCUGGAUUCGGGCUUGUACACCGGAGAGAUAACGGAGCUGUGUGGAGGCCCGGCAAGCGGCAAGUCUCAGGUGUGUUUCGCCGUGGCCGUGCACGUUUCCUGCCGACUCAAACAGGGCGUCGUCUUCAUCGACACGACCGGCGGGCUCAGCGCCGGCCGCCUGCUGCAGAUGCUGCGAGCCGAGACGAGCGGCGCGGAGGAGCAGAUGGAGGCUCUUCAGAGGAUCCGCGUCUUCCGCCUGUUCAGCGUCUUCCGCCUGCUGGACUGUCUGUGCGGGCUCCGCGGCGGCGGCCUUCAGCAGGCGGCGGUGGGCGGGGGCUCCGUCAAGGCGCUGAUCGUGGACUCGGUGUCGGCGGUCAUGGCUCCCCUGCUGGGAGGCAGACAGAAUGAAGGCAUGUCCUUGAUGAUGCAAGCGGCGGGACUUCUUAAGACGAUGGCCAAGGACUUCAACGUGGCGGCGUUGGUCACAAACCACGUCAGCAGGGGCCUCGGGGGGGGGGAGCUGCAGCCGGGCCUCGGGGCCUCCUGGGGCCCCGUCCCCAGAACCAGGGUCCUACUGGAGCGAGUGGACGGCGGCGUCGGCCACACGAGCGUCCGCGCCGCCACGCUGAUCAAGUCGUCCAGACGGGUACGUCGUUGUGCGUCGUUGUGCAACACGAGGACGCCUCAAAGGAUGCGUUUAGAAACACGAGUGUCCUCCGCCUCGCAGCCGUGUCACAUCAGGGAGGAGCUGGACCUGCGCUGGUGGAGUCGCUCUGAAGGAAGACCCUCAGGGAAGAGAACGCUGGAUGAGACCGACUCCUGAUGAGCAUCUCUGACCAGAAGGUCCGUGGAGGUUCCCCCCCCCCC
Messenger RNA from Pungitius pungitius (ninespine stickleback), 2306 nucleotides. It is a transcript of the gene rad51d, whose product is annotated as RAD51 paralog D. Gene Ontology annotation, biological process: DNA strand invasion; telomere maintenance; double-strand break repair via homologous recombination. Lineage: Eukaryota; Metazoa; Chordata; Actinopteri; Perciformes; Gasterosteidae. The coding region runs from base 1183 to 2262 and encodes 359 amino acids. The transcript is spliced from 9 exons. Gene Ontology annotation, molecular function: single-stranded DNA binding; ATP-dependent DNA damage sensor activity; ATP binding. Gene Ontology annotation, cellular component: centrosome; replication fork; Rad51B-Rad51C-Rad51D-XRCC2 complex. The record is from RefSeq and is a predicted model, not a curated record.